AAUUUACUAUAUCUGCAGAUGAAGCACAAAUUAAAAACAGAAAAAUCAAAUAUCACUACAAUGUUGGAGUUUGUUCUCUUGGGGUUUUCUGAUGUUCCCAAUCUCCAAUGGAUUCUUUUUGUGAUAUUUUUAGUCAUCUAUCUGACUAUCGUGCUGUGCAAUAGCAUUAUAAUACUGAUAACAAGAAUUGACUCUGUUCUCCAGACCCCCAUGUAUUUUUUCCUUAGCAAUUUUUCCUUUUUAGAAAUCUGUUAUGUAACAGUCACUAUUCCAAGAAUGCUCAUGGACCUAUAGACUCAGAAAGGAAAUAUUUCUUUCUUUGCCUGUGCUACACAAAUGUGUUUCAUCCUUAUGCUUGGAGGCUCAGAGUAUCUCCUCCUGACAGCAAUGGCCUAUUAUCAUUACGUGGCCAUUUGUAACCCUCUACACUAUCCUCUAGUCAUGAACCACAAGGUCAAUGUUCAGCUGGUGACGGCCUCCUGGAUCAGUGGAGCUCCAGUUGUAAUUGGGCUAACAUGUCAGAUUUUCUCUCUGUCUUUUUGUGGGUCUAACAGAAUUAAUCAUUUCUUCUGUGACGUCCCCCCAGUACUCAAACUUGCUUGUGGAGAUACAUUUGUGAAUGAGAUCACAGUCUAUGUAGUUGCAGUAGUGUUUAUCAUGGUUCCAUUUCUUCUGAUUGUUGUCUCCUAUGGCAAAAUUAUCUAAAUCUGGAAAUUGUCAUCAGCCAGAGGGAGGGCUAAAGCCUUCUGCAUCUGUUCCUCUCACCUGAUAGUUGUCAUCUUAUUCUAUGGAAUGGCUACUAUAACUUAUCUACAACCCAAACCUAAUCAAUCUGAAGGAAUUGGGAAAUUGGUCUGUCUUUUCUACACUGUGUUGAUCCCUACCUUGAAUCCCAUUAUAUAUACUCUGAGGAACAAAGACAUCAUGGUGGCACUGAGAAAACUACUAAGUUAUUAA
Molecule: messenger RNA, 957 nt
Organism: Equus quagga
Lineage: Eukaryota; Metazoa; Chordata; Mammalia; Perissodactyla; Equidae
Product: olfactory receptor 10AG1-like
Biological process (GO): G protein-coupled receptor signaling pathway
Cellular component (GO): membrane
Molecular function (GO): G protein-coupled receptor activity; olfactory receptor activity
Source: RefSeq, a predicted model, not a curated record